Diachasma alloeum is the source of this 618-nucleotide messenger RNA. Its product is annotated as transformer-2 protein homolog. The transcript has 3 exons. Bases 1 to 573 code for a protein of 190 amino acids. The record is from RefSeq and is a predicted model, not a curated record. Lineage: Eukaryota; Metazoa; Arthropoda; Insecta; Hymenoptera; Braconidae.
AUGAAUCAGCUAUGUUGGCGAACAAACAAUACUGCUGGAGUUAAGCCUCAAAAAGUCCGAAAGGGUAUUAAUGUCGACACAGAAAAAAUUAAUGAAGAAGAUAAAGUCCAAAAAGAAGUGAUAGAUGAAGCCCAAGAAGUACAAAAAAUAAGUGAUAAUGGUGGAGAUGACGAAAAUGGCAGAGAUAAGGGAGAUGACCGUAUCCACGAACAAAGCGCACCCUACUACAAAUUACGAUACAAGGACGGGGGCAGGCACAGGGAAGAAGACAGGUACAGAGACUCUAACUGUUACAGGAACGGAAACAGGCACGUCACCAGAAACAGGUACUGGGAUGGGACAGGUUACGGAGACAGUUAUGGGAAUGGUUAUGGACAGAGGUAUGGAGACAUGCAGGAAGACAUGCAUCGAAACAGAUACGCUGCCAGGUACAACGAUCGGUACGGAGAGAGGUACGGGGACAGAUACUGGCAUGAAUAUGGGGACCGAUACAUGCAUAUGCACAGGGACAGGGAUGAGUAUAGGGACAGAUACGGGAACAUGUACGGAGACAAUUACAGAAGGAGAUUUUAAGAUCGAUCGCGAGGAAACUGGAGUAAGAGAGAAGAAACUUGUUGA